UAUACUAUAUGAUUUAAUUUAUUUAAGGUGCAAAAAUUGAUCCGUGAUGUUAGAUGUUAGGAGAGCAGUUGCCCUUGGGAGAGGGGAGUAACUGCAAAGAAGUGUGAAGAAGCUUCCGGGGUGCUGGUGAUACUCUGUUUCUUGGCCUGGAUGCUAUGACAGGGAUGUGUACAGUUUGUGGAAUUCUUUGAGCUAUAUACACGUAUGAUUUGUACACUUUUCUGUAUGAAUGUUACACUUCAAAGAAGAUUCCAGAAUUGUCGAUUGCGGACCCCAGAGCAGACCUACAGAAUCAUGACCUGUGGGCAUGGGUAUUGGGGACCUUGCGUUAUGAAAAUCCCGCUUUCAAGUUUUUCUUCAGAACGUUGCAUUUUGAGAAUCUUUGUGAAAGGAAGGGGAUUGGGUGAAUAUUCUUCUGAUGCCCAAGAACUCUAACAAUAAAUAUUCCUUAGAAAAGAAAUUCAGGAUUUCCUUGAGUCACUUACCUUCUUCUGCUGUUAGGAAAAUGCAUGUCAUUUUUCCAAUGCUGAGACAGAGAACUAAGAAAUCAAUGACAUAUAAAAAUGUACAGUUUUAUGUUUUAAAAUAUUAUUCUAAUGUGUCAUAUAGACUCUAAUCUAUGAAUGUCUAGAAGACUAGAAAACAAUUCUAUUGAAGCCCUCUAAAAUACGGCAGGUGCUAGGACCUACUGGAAUUCAGGCAACUUGAGUAGGAGGUGAAACAUCCCAUCAUGGGGUGUGGUGCAGGGUAAGCAGGUACAGAAAAGCCAGUUCUUCCACAUGUAAGCUGCUUGGACUCCAUUUCAUCUCUCAUCGUACCAUCUCCAAGAUUUCAGCAGCCUUUGCACUUGCUUGUUAAACUGCAAUCAUGUUUCUUGCAAAGGCUAUAUUGGAGGGGGCAGAUCGAGGUCUUGGAGAAGCUCUUGGAGGCUUUCUUGGAGGAGGCGGUCAGAGAAGAGGAGGAGGCGGAGGAGGAAAUAUUGGGGGGCUGGUUGGAGGAAUCGUGAAUUUUAUCAGUGAGGCUGCAGCAGCUCAAUACACUCCAGAACCACCUCCCACCCAGCAGCAUUUCACCCACGUGGAGGCCGCAGAAAGCGAGGAAGUUCGGCGGUUCCGGCAACAAUUCGCACAGCUGGCUGGACCAGACAUGGAGGUAGGAGCCACUGACCUGAUGAAUAUUCUCAACAAAGUCCUUUCUAAGCACAAGGAUCUGAAGACCGAGGGCUUUAGCCUUGACACCUGCCGGAGCAUUGUGUCUGUCAUGGACAGCGACGCGACUGGGAAGCUGGGCUUUGAGGAAUUUAAGUAUCUGUGGAACAACAUCAAGAAAUGGCAGUGUGUUUAUAAGCAGUAUGACAGGGACCAUUCUGGGACUCUGGGAAGUUCGCAGCUGCGGGGAGCUCUGCAGGCGGCAGGCUUCCAGCUGAACGAUCACCUUUACCAGAUGAUCGUGCGCCGCUAUGCUGACGACGAUGGAGGUAUGGAUUUUAACAGCUUCAUCAGCUGCCUGGUCCGCCUGGACGCUAUGUUUCGUGCCUUCAAGUCCCUGGAUAGAGAUGCAGACGGCCUGAUUCAGGUGUCUAUCAAAGAGUGGCUGCAGCUGACCAUGUAUUCCUGAAGUGGGCACUGAGAGCACAAGACCCUCCCUGGAGGACACGACUUGCGAAAGCCUUGCCACGCUGUCCGCGCGGUUGCUCACACCCUGUCCAACUGCUGUCGUUUCCCGGCAAGCUCUCUCACAACCCUACAUAUUUUUGAUCGUGUGCUACAUUUUACUGCUUAAUUAAAGCACGUUUUUCAUGAAA
Molecule: messenger RNA, 1804 nt
Organism: Lemur catta (Ring-tailed lemur)
Lineage: Eukaryota; Metazoa; Chordata; Mammalia; Primates; Lemuridae
Gene: CAPNS2
Product: calpain small subunit 2
Exons: 1
Coding region: 868-1617 (249 amino acids)
Molecular function (GO): calcium ion binding
Source: RefSeq, a predicted model, not a curated record